Messenger RNA from Paramecium primaurelia, 198 nucleotides. Lineage: Eukaryota; Ciliophora; Oligohymenophorea; Peniculida; Parameciidae. The record is from the annotation of a GenBank genome assembly.
AUGAAUAUUGAAUUUAAGGGAAUGUGGUCUAUAAGUAUGAUACAAUUAAACAUGCUAAAUGGAUUAUCAAAUUUUGCUUAUCAUUAUUAACUACAUUCGGUUGCAUACUUCCUUGCUUUUUGUGAUAUGGAGUCUUUAAAAAUAAAAUCGUCUAGAUUUUUCUAAAGUAAGAAAAGCAUGAGGAUAUUUGUAUAAUGA